CCAAGCCGUCGCUGUACUCGACUCCCGGGUUUAUUGCCAACUCUGCCUUGGCACGGUGCGCAACGUUUCGGUUUCGGUAGCUGCUGGUUUCGGUGCUGAGACGUUAUUCCCGCUUGUGACUUAAAAUGCUAGACACUUAGCCAGAAUUUUGAGAAAAAAGUGCAGAGAAAUAUAAAUACAAUCCGUGUAUCCGGGUGUUUCAACUGUGAUUUACCAAAUCGUUACGCUACGAGAGAACUACUGCCUCCCCCUAUAAAAACCAAAAUGGAUAUUAAAGCCUCGACGCCGCCAGUCCUUGAAGUGGCUGCCGCCCAGCCCGGCUCUCCGGCCGCCAAGUUGGGAAAUAAUGCAGUUGGAGCAGGAUCCGGGCCAGGAUCGGUGGGAGCAGCCAAUGCCUCGCUGGCCAGCAACUCCAACACCGCCGCCACAUUCCAGCACAUCUUCGAACAGCUGGUGCAGCAGAGCGGCGGCAACCACAAGCUGCCGCCCAAGCAGCUGGAGCACCUGCGACACCUGCUCGGCAAUGUCCGCGACGCCAAGAACCUGCAGCUGAUCGUGGAGAAGUUCAAGAACCUGGAGCAGUUCCACGAGCACUAUGCCGCCCAUCUGGCCAACAACAACACUGUGAUCUCGGCGGAAGAUAGCAACGACUUGCUGAAGGAUAAUGCCAGGAAGUUCGGAUCGGGCGGACAGACUCUGACCCCCCGCCACACAAUCGAUGCCAUUCUGGGCCUAAAGAAUCGCAAUGGAAACGGAACCGGAAAUGGCCGAGCGGAAGCGAUCAGCGAUGGCGAAAUCGAUCCCUCUAUGGGCGACGAGGACGCCACGGAUCUGCGCUGCGGCAUGACCCUGACGCAGCUGCGCAAUAUGGACAGCCACAUGGCCAGCAUGCUGCAGCAACAUGCCAAGAACGGCGGUGUCCUGCCCUAUGGCCCCCCAACUCCACCCGGCGGCCAGCAGCAGCAGCAGCAGGCCCAGAGUCAGACUCAGAGUGCGGCGCCCCUGCAUGGACAUGGACAGCACAUCGGUGGGGGUCAUCCGGCGCAUCCCUCCAUCUCCAAUCAUCCUGCGCACCAUGGGCAUGCGCCCUUUGGCUACCACAAUGCCUUUGGGUUUGCACAGGGACAUGGAUACGGAGGGCCCCAGGAGGAAGCGGCGGGCAAUUACCUCAACUCGAUGCAUCAGAUGGUCGAGGCCAAUCAAAUGCAGCCGGCUGCUCCUCCGCCCCCGCUGCCGCCCAGCUCUUUUGGUAGCCACCAGCAACAUUUGGCCGCCUUGGCCGCGCAGGCGCAGGAACAGCAGCAGCAGCAACAGCAUCAGCAGAAUCAGCACGGCAAAUACGUCAAGUCAUCGCCGCCUCCUCCUCCGCCUGGCGGUUACUUCUUGGACGGCCAGACGGCGCCGGGCGCGCAGUCGCAGAUUGGCUACGACGAGCGUUCAAUGUCCUCCACCAGCGAUAUGGAGGAGGACGACGAUGACGCGGCAAAGCUGCCCCUGGACGUAACCUCGCCGCCCACUCCGGCGCCACGUGGUCCGCUUGCCGCCGCCGCCGCCGGUAAGCGCAAGUCCGCCGGCGUUUUCUGUGAUGAUAAUGAGCCCAAAUUGGCCAACGGCCAGAUGGGGGGCAAUUAUGCCAUCCGAGCCCGCAGCCUGGAUGAAGUGCAGCAUCAGCAGCAUCACCAGCAACAGCAGCAGCAACAGUCGCAGCAACACCAGCAGCAGCAGCAACAGCAGAGCUUUCAGCACGACUAUCGCAACAGCAGCAGCAAUGGCAACGGGCAUUCCAAUGGCAAUGGCAACGGCUCCGCCGGCGAUCAUGGCGAGCGGCUGAAUGCGGACAGCGAUAGUUUGGUGAACGGCAGCUGUGCUUCCAGCGAGGAUCUCAACCAGACCAACAGCAGCGAGCAGGGGGAGAAGAUAACCUCGGGGAGUGACGAUGAAGGCCAGGACGACAACUGUGCCAAGAAGAAGCACCGACGCAAUCGCACCACCUUCACCACCUAUCAGCUGCACGAACUGGAACGGGCCUUUGAGAAGUCACAUUACCCCGAUGUCUAUUCCCGCGAGGAGCUGGCCAUGAAGGUGAACCUGCCCGAGGUCCGCGUCCAGGUGUGGUUCCAGAAUCGCCGCGCCAAGUGGCGUCGCCAGGAGAAGUCGGAGAGCCUGCGUCUGGGGCUGACCCAUUUUACCCAGCUGCCACAUCGUCUGGGUUGCGGUGCAUCCGGUCUGCCGGUGGAUCCUUGGCUGUCGCCACCUCUGCUAAGCGCUUUGCCAGGCUUCCUCUCGCACCCGCAGACGGUGUACCCCAGCUAUCUGACGCCACCGCUGAGCCUGGCGCCCGCCAACCUAACCAUGAGCAGCCUGGCGGCCAUGGGUCACCAUCAUGCCCACAAUGGUCCACCGCCGCCCCCACACGGCGGCCAUGGGGGGCAUGGUCAGCCGCAGCCGCCGCCGCCACCACCCCCACCCCACGGAGUGCCCCAUCCGCAUGCCGGCCACCACGUGGUGCCGCUGUCGCACCUGUCGCCGCAUCUGGCACGCAUGUCGCCGCAUGCAACGCCCCACGGAGUGAGCCCCCUGAGCACGCCCCACCACAGCACCCUGCCACCAAGCUCAACGUCUACGACCGCUGCCGCCGCUGCUGCUGCAGUGUCGUCCUCGCAGUCGUCCUCCUCCUCCGCCUCGCUGGAGUGCAGCGGUCCGGACGUAUGCAUGUCGCCGCAAAACCUGAGCAUCGGCAAUGCGGACUCGAAUUUGGAGGGGCGGGACCUUAGCAGUGACCUGGAUGCCGGAAGCAGUAGCAGCAAUCCGGGCAGCGGCCUGGACAAGUGUGCUGCCAGCGCCAAUAUCGAGCUGCUGGAUGUGGGUCGGGACAGCCCACCGCCGCCGCCCACGCCCAAGCUUUCCGCGACGCCGCCGGCGGACAUGCGGAGCAACUCGAUCGCCACGCUGCGGAUCAAGGCCAAGGAGCACCUGGACAACCUCAACAAGGGCCUCGUCUCCAUGGUCUAGCCUUAAACGCUGGCAAUUCUCGAGUCCUGAGUUCAGCUCCAA
Molecule: messenger RNA, 3054 nt
Organism: Drosophila kikkawai
Lineage: Eukaryota; Metazoa; Arthropoda; Insecta; Diptera; Drosophilidae
Gene: Rx
Product: Retinal Homeobox
Biological process (GO): regulation of transcription by RNA polymerase II
Molecular function (GO): RNA polymerase II transcription regulatory region sequence-specific DNA binding; DNA-binding transcription factor activity, RNA polymerase II-specific
Source: RefSeq, a predicted model, not a curated record